CAAGGCCUGGAGUUUCCUCCCCGCCCCCUCUCCGGGAAUUGUACUUCUCCAGUGUACCCCGAGAAGAGCUGAACUGAAGCAAGAUGGUUGGGGGCCGUAUCACCAGGAUGUCUGUCUACGAUGUGCGUUUCCCGACCUCUCUUGGAGGCCACGGGUCCGAUGCCAUGCACACUGACCCAGACUAUUCUGCAGCCUAUGUCGUAAUAGAGACAGAUGCAAAGAAUGGACUCAAGGGAUAUGGAAUCACCUUUACUUUGGGGAAAGGAACUGAAGUUGUGGUCUGUGCCGUAAAAGCACUUUCCCAUCAUGUGCUUAAUAAAGACCUUGGAGAUAUUGUUAGAGACUUCAGAGGAUUCUACAGGCAACUCACUAGUGAUGGACAGCUCAGAUGGAUUGGUCCAGAGAAAGGCGUUGUGCAUUUGGCUACAGCAGCUGUUUUGAAUGCAUUGUGGGACUUGUGGGCCAAGCAGGAGGGAAAGCCCCUUUGGAAAUUACUUGUUGACAUGGACCCCAAGCAGUUAUUAUCCUGCAUAGAUUUCAGGUACAUCACAGAUGCCUUAACUGAAGAGGAAGCCUAUGAAAUACUGAAGAAGGGGAGCAUUGGCAGAAAGGAAAGAGAAGAACAGAUGUUGGAAUGUGGUUACCCUGCAUAUACUACUUCCUGUGCCUGGCUGGGUUACUCUGACCAGCAGUUAAAGCAGCUAUGCAGUGAAGCGCUCGAGGAGGGCUGGACAAGGUUUAAAGUAAAAGUUGGUGCUGAUCUUGAAGAUGAUAUUCGUAGAUGCAGAAUUAUAAGAGACAUGAUUGGGCCUGAAAAGAUUAUGAUGGUGGAUGCCAACCAGCGAUGGGAUGUGCCAGAAGCAGUGGAGUGGAUGUUAAAGUUGGCCGAAUUUAAGCCACUGUGGAUUGAGGAGCCAACUUCCCCUGAUGAUAUUCUUGGACAUGCCACCAUCUCUAAGGCCUUAGCCCCAUUAGGAAUUGGUGUUGCAACAGGAGAACAGUGCCACAAUAGAGUGAUAUUUAAACAGCUGCUACAGGCUGACGCCCUACAGUUUCUCCAGAUUGACAGCUGCAGACUGGGAAGUGUCAAUGAAAAUCUCUCUGUGUUACUGAUGGCCAAAAAAUUUCAAAUUCCUGUUUGCCCCCAUGCUGGAGGAGUUGGCCUUUGUGAGUUGGUACAGCAUUUAAUAAUAUUUGAUUAUAUUUCAAUAUCUGGAAGCCUUGAAAACAGGAUGUGUGAAUAUGUAGAUCAUCUGCACGAACACUUCAAGUAUCCUGUAGUAAUCAAAAAAGCCUCUUACAUGCCUCCUAAGGAUGCCGGCUAUUCCACAGAAAUGAAGGAAGAGUCUGUAAAGAAGCACCAGUUUCCAGAGGGUGAAGUUUGGCAGAAGCUCAUGGCUACUCAGCAAAAUUAAGUUUUUAGCCUAACUAUGGCUUUUCCCCCUAGUACAGAUGAAUUUUUAAUGAGGGAGAGGGGAGGGAAGCUUGUCUGAUUUGAUAUAUCAAAAUAGCAAUUCUCCAAAUCACCACCAAGAUUUAACCAUUCAGAUAAAUGUCUCAGGUAUCAUUCUCAGUGAUCUGAGCCAUAUUCUUUGAUUAUUUUCUUAAAGAGGAAGUAGAUUAUCACGUAUGCUAAUGUUUCCAUGUAGUAUUGGCACUUAAAUGUUAAACAGUAUUUUAAGAAAUGUUAUUUUGUCAGAACAUUUCUGCUAUUCUUUGCUGUUUCUACAAAUGUAUCAAAGAAAACAAAAAAAAGACAAGCCCUGAAAUAUAUUCCUGGUAUGGUAUUUGAUAUAGAAGCAAGGGCAAGACAAGAACACUGAGAUUUCAGAGGCGUUUUUGAGCAGCUCCUCCUGGUCUCUACUGUUUAUUAGAAAACGCAAGUGAGGGAAAGCUAGUCCCCUUUCCUUCUUUUAACAUGUAUCUUCCCAAGAAUUGACUGUGUGCCAUGGGACUUAAAAGAAAGUGACACUAUCUCCUAAGUGACAUCUCUAUCUGAAUGGGUAAAUCAGCCAGGUCUAAAUGGAAAGAUUCAUUACAAUUCCCUAAUUAAACCAUAACAAGGAAGCUUGGGAAAUGAUGGGAAAUUUCCACAAUUGUGUUCCAAUAUUGAUUGCUUGAAUUUUAUGCUAAGAAAAAUGCCAACAUGUUUUAAAACGUCUUGUAUGGAUAAAAGGUCAAGUAAAUCUUAUGACAUUUAUUCAGUAGUCCAUAA
Vombatus ursinus (common wombat) is the source of this 2215-nucleotide messenger RNA. Its product is annotated as mitochondrial enolase superfamily member 1. Gene Ontology annotation, biological process: carbohydrate catabolic process. Gene Ontology annotation, molecular function: magnesium ion binding; L-fuconate dehydratase activity. The coding region runs from base 84 to 1415 and encodes 443 amino acids. NCBI's taxonomy places the organism in Eukaryota, Metazoa, Chordata, Mammalia, Diprotodontia, Vombatidae. The record is from RefSeq and is a predicted model, not a curated record. The transcript has 16 exons.